AUGAAGUCCAAUGUCUACUUAUUUACCAAGUUCAAAAAUGGCUCUUCGUUGUUUGUCCUGGUAUAUGUCAAUGAUAUAAUCAAUACUGGAGACUCUGAUGAUGCAAUUUUACUGGUGAUUCAACAACUGAAUAUCAAAUUUGCAUUAAAAAAUAAGGGUGAACUUCAUUAUUUUCUUGGGGUUCAGAUUACUAAGACUGCUAGUGGUGAUCUAGUGUUGUCACAAGAAAAAUAUGAUAAGGACCUGCUUAAGAAAGUAGAUAUGGAGCACUGCAAGCCUUGUUCUACACCUUUACCCUCCUCUAUUAAGUUUUCUGCUUUUGGAGGUUCAACAUUCAAGGACCCUAAACUCUAUAGAUCAGUGGGCAGUUUACAACAUCUCACUGUCACUCACCCGGAGUUAGCUUAUUGUGUAGGUAAGGUCUCACAUUUUAUGCAAAAUUCAUUAGAUGAACACUGA
Molecule: messenger RNA, 459 nt
Organism: Arachis ipaensis
Lineage: Eukaryota; Viridiplantae; Streptophyta; Magnoliopsida; Fabales; Fabaceae
Source: RefSeq, a predicted model, not a curated record